GGGUGAAGGCGCGGAACCAAUAAGAGUCACGAUUCUCAAGAGCUUGGAGCGCGCGGGAAAGAGACCCUUUUAAACUGUGGCGGGAACGUCAUUUUUGGGUUCUUGUUCAUUUAAGACAUCCGCAGCUGGGGCGUUGGUGCGAAUUGUCUCUUCUUGUGUGAACAUGGUGCGGACCAAAGCAAACUGCGUCCCGGGAGCCUACAGAAAAGUGGUGGCUUCUCGAGCUCCCAGGAAGGUGCUUGGCUCCUCCACCUUUGUCACCAAUUCUUCAUCGUGUUCGUCGAGAAAAGCUGAAAAUAAGUAUGCAGGAGGGAAUCCAGUUUGUGUGCGCCCAACUCCAAAGUGGCAAAAAGGCAUUGGAGAAUUCUUCAGGCUGUCUCCUAAAGAUCGUGAAAAAGAGAACCAGGUUCCUGAGGAAGCAGGAUGCAGUGGCUUAGGAACAUCAAAGAGAAAAGACCAGAAGAGGUCACUGGAUGCUCUGUCCUAUGUGGUGCUGGAUAUGAACUCCUGUCUUCUCAAGAGCAAGCAUGUCCUUUGCAACCUGAUCACCCAGAUGACGAAAAUGAAUAGAACUUACUCAUCUGAAUAAUGUCUUCAAUUUACUUAGGUAUUCUGGGAUGUAAACAUGGGUAGAUGUGUUUGUUUAUUUGACUUGUUGACUACGCAUUCAUGUAGCUAUUCAAAACAACUGGCUGUAAAAAGGGAAGAUUUUUAUAAUUUGUAAAUUAUAAUUGCAUACUCGAAUUUAUAAUGUAAUAAGAUGCUUCUUUUACCUGUUAAGUUCCUUGCUAAAAUCACCAUUGCAUGAUGUUCUAAUUACUAAUCUACCGUCUUUGAGAUUUGCUUAGAUCUUUGUACUAAUACCAUAUUAUGGACACUUCAUUAUUGAAAUAGUGCCAAAUUGUUAUGGCUUGUUUGCUUUAAAAACUCAACUUAGUCUUUUUCACAUUAAAAAUAAUCAGUAUUAACUGAAUUUAAUCUCUUGCCAUUUCUUAAAAUGGGGGAGGGGGCAAAGAUAAAAUGUCAGCUGGGUGGGUGGUGCACACCUUUGAUCCCAGCACUCUGGAGGCAUAGAUAGGUGAACCUCUUUGAGUUGGAGGCCAGCCUGAUCUACAAAUGGAGUUACAGGACAGCCAGUGCACCAGUGCAGUUGUACAGAGAAACCCUGUCUCAAAAAAAAACAAAACAAAACAAAACAACAAUACCAACAGAAUCAGUAACAAAGAUUUCAUAGAUACAUUAAAAGAAGAAUUUUUCUUGGAUAUACAUUCAGUUUAGUAUCAUAAAAUAUUACCUUUUUUUUCUUUUUCUCCCCCAAGACAGUGUUUCUCUAUGUAGUCCUGGCUGUCCUGGAACUCGCUCUAUAGAUCAGGCUGAUCUUGAACUCGCGAUCCACCUACCUCUGCCUCCUGAAUGCUGUGAUUAAAGACUUUGCCACCAUACCCGGUUUUUGCCUAUAUUUUUAAAGUCAGAAUAAAAAAUUUGAUAAAUCAUGCUAUAAAUCAAGUUUUAUGUCUUAAGUCCUUAGAAUUUCCCCUACAUUUUUCUCUCCUUCCCCAUUCCCCUUUGGUUUUUUUCAAUACAGUUUCUCUGUGUAGCCCUGGCUAUCCUAGAACUCACUCUGUAGACCUCUAACUCACAGAGAUCCACCUGCCUCUGGAGUGCAGGGAUUAAAGGCAUGUGCCACUACUGCCCUCCCCUUCACUUCUCAAGAUGAUUUGAUCAUUGAAGAGAUAGGUAUACUAAUUAUUUUGAGGCAGCAUCUCAUUAUGUAGCCUCUAAGUGGCCUGAACUCAAUAUGUAGAGCAAGCUAGCUUUUUGGGGUCAAAAGUAUGUGCUAUUAUGUUAACUGAUAUACCUGAUUUUCUCAUUUUGUUUUGUUUACUGACAGGCUAUCAGUUUUCAAAAGUAUUCAUGUUCUUAGCAGUCAUGUUUUUGUGUAACAUUUAAAAUAAAUGCGCAGUUUUACAAUA
Molecule: messenger RNA, 1973 nt
Organism: Myodes glareolus (Bank vole)
Lineage: Eukaryota; Metazoa; Chordata; Mammalia; Rodentia; Cricetidae
Source: RefSeq, a predicted model, not a curated record